UUUUUAAUUUAUAGCCAAGGUUGAGAAACGAGAAAUCGCUACAUGUAAACACAGUAGAUUGUGUCGUUUUGGUUUCCCUCUUUCUUAAAACCAAAAUGUAUUCUUUAUGCAUCUUUCUUCUCGUUUCAUUUUCUAUAAACACCUUUUCCACUGCACAGCUCGUCGUUAAUGUAAAAACACAGGGUGGUGAAGUAUUCAAAGAAACCAUCACAGCAAACAUAUCAGAUGAUUCGGUGGUGCUGGAAUUUCCUCAGAGUGAUGGCACUUACGUCACACAGCUCAUUGACUUUAAGCAGGAGCUGCAGAUCUUCAAGGUGAUUGUCUUGGGAGAGGAGGAAUUAGGACAGAGUCAGUUCCAAGUCAUGUGCUUCAUUAUGAGGUUCUUUAAGAAUAAUUUCAUAUCCUCAGAUGCCAUGUCUAAGUUAAGACAAAAAAAUCCUGGCACAGUAAGAUCACCAGAAGAAGACCGUGGCACUGAAGAAGUUGAGAUGGACGUGAGUGUGGAUGUUGCUGGAGCAGGUAUUCUGUCGCCACACAUCCCUCACAUGUGUGCAUUGGCCAGCACGUCUACUUAUGCCUCUGACAGAGACAUUAAACUUUGGGCAACACAAAGAAGAGAAUUAGAUGGUGAUUGGUCUCUAGUUAGCGAUGCAACACACCACCUCCCAACAAGAGGUGUUGCUCGCUGUGCCGACGGGGGUAGAGAUCUCUCCAGCCCUUGUGCCUGUCAUUAUCAAGUGUGCAUUGCUUGGUAUCCCUGUGGCCUGAAAUACUGCAAAGGAAGAGACAACUCGGGUAAAGCUGUGUCCUACCGUUGUGGCAUCAGAACCUGUCGGAAGUGCCGUAAUUUCAGCUACUUUGUACCACAACGUCAGCUCUGCCUGUGGGACGACUAAUGGGGUUGCAUGUGUAAUAGCCUUAUCAGAAUGAUAAAAGCAUUGGGUUUUUGAUAUAGUGACUUGUGAAAGGUUUUAUGAGCCGAUCACUCAAUAUUGCUGAUUUAUAGCAUUUUGAGUGCAACAUGGUUUUCUUCUAUUAACACUGGUUCUUGGAUUAUAACUUGUAUCAAAGCUUUGACAAACAGGGAAAAAACCCAAAUAUUUAUUAAAGUGCAGUAUUUUUUGUGAAAUACUCAGAAUCUAUUAUUUUUUAUGGGCAAGUAAACACACAGAUUUCAUGACUUGUUACCAUAAUUGCCAUGUUUUUGUAUCAGUAUGUGUGAAUAUGUACUUGGUAACACUAGAAAUUACCAAUUUUAAUGUGUAUUCUAAUUGACAAUCUUAUUUGUAGGUAAAGGCUUUAACAAAGAGUUUGAUAAUAUAUUGUAAGACUAAGAUUUAUGUAAAAGCAAGUGAAAGCAAAAAACAAAAUGUUUUCAUUGUUUUUUACAUCGCACUUUGAUUGCCAUAUCUGUGCCAUAUAUUCUCCAGGAAUUUUUCUUCUUUAUUCACUGGGGAAAACAGAUAGUUCCUUUGUUUUUAUUCCUAGAAAAGUCUUUGAUGUAAUGUCUUUGUAUUUUUUCUUUAUAAGUGUUUGGUAUAGAACUUUAAAUUUUGUUUUUUAAUUCUUUGUUAAUAAAACAAGUGCAUUUUCCUGUAUAGUCUUACUGCUUGACUAUGUUUUUUUUUAUAAUGUGUAUAGGAUUAACAUAGAGAAAAAUUUAAAUUUAUAAAAGUUUACUUCUACAGUGCACAUAAAUAAGGUUUAUUUAAUUUUGUAAAUAGUUUGAGCAUAUUGGUUAUUAGCAUUUUGUUUUAUACUUUUUAUAUAUACAGCAGGUGACUGUUAGUUACAUGCCAAGUGCCAUAAGCUUUUUUUAUUUGCUACUUUUAUAAAGUAUUUUUUUAUAGAUAUAAGUUUAUGAGUUUUUCAGACCAUUUUCUGUGGAUAUUAUAUAUUCCUUAUAUACAUUUUUACUAAUGCAUAUACAUACAAACAGAAGUCUAAUUCAGAAGCAGCUGCUAUAUUAUAUAGCACUAUAAGAAAUUGUGAGUCUGUGAAUUAAAAUAUUUCUUAAAAGUGGAAAGAAAUAAAGAAGUACUGUAAAACAUUCUUUUUUUCCUCCAGAUCUCAUGGUAAUUGCUGGUAAUGAAGCAAUGAAAAUAUUAAAAGUUACAAAAAGUUUUAAAAUGUCUUUCAGCAUAAAAUGGAAGUAAUAUGCUGUUUUGUAAGAAUUGAGUCACAGAUUCUGGAGAAAGCAACUUUCUAGCAUUCUGUUAAUCAGAAACGUGAAGCAUCUGAUUUGCCAGCCUGUGUUUGAAAUAAUCCUCAGUAGAGGCCUGUAAGAUUGUAGUUUCAUGCCAAUAUAGUGAUUGGAGUAGAAGAAAUUCUUAGUUUCUUACAUGUGAUACAGGGAUGAGUUCCUGCUGUGGCAGUACUUUAGAUUCUCUUGUCCUCUGCAUUGCUUGCUUUUGACCAGUAUAAUCAUAAGUUCAAAGCAAAGUCAAAUUGAAAUGAUGACUGGAAGAACAAAUAUGAACAGAGUACUUUGAUAAAACAAGAAAAUAGAAAAUUAGUAGUGACAAAUAGUAUAAAAAUAAUUUAACCAUUUUGAAAAUGGUUUUGCUAGGAAAGAAACUACUGAGACUGCAACUGUACUCGCCAAAAUUUGGAACUUCGUCCAAUACAAAGGAUUUUAUUGCACUAUGGUGCAUACAUCAAAGAACAAGGUUCUGAAAAGUCUGCAGUAAGUUUUGAGAGAAUUUCCAAGGGGUUAUAAUCUGACUGGGCUUUAUAGUGAGGGUUUCUACCUGUAGAAUAUAUUUUUUGGACUAAUAACUUGUCAGUAUACCCUGCAAGGUUAUUAACAACUGAAUCUUUAAGGAUGUUUUGCAACUAAUAUUCAGUGAAAAUCAUGGAUCAUGAGCACAGUGACAAUCUAAUGUAGUAUGCAUUCAUUUCCCUGGAUAAAGGAUAAGAACCAAAACAUGACUUGAAUUUAAGUACUACAGAACAGUGUUUUUGUAAUAGUGCUUGUAAAUCAAAUAUUGUUGCAUCAUUCUAAAUUUAAAAGUACCAUGAACAUCAUUAACAUUUUUACAUUGUAACUGAAUCAAUUAUGUAAUAUCUGGAUAACUAAAAUGCAAGUUAGGAGCACAAGGAAUUUUUAAUAUUUCAAAUGCAGAGAAAAAUGAAGGGAAUAAACCAUUUAAAGUCCACUUGCUUUCUAAAUAAAAAAAAUUGUCAACUAUUCACCAUUAGGGUAAGAAAUCUUAGUUAAUAGAAAUCUUCAUGGUGGUAUAUAGUAAAUUUGAUUGCUUGACAAAAUUAAAGUUAUUUUAUAUACAUUUACUUCUACAAAUCUAUUAAGAAUUUUGCAUACAAGAUACAACCAUUUUCAUUAGCAUUUACUUCCAUCAAUUAAUAAUGUGCAAUCAUUAUUGAUCAGGUUACAGGUUCAAAUGACACCUUUUUCCCGGUUCUAGCGUAUGGUACUGACUCCCCUGUGGGUCCUGAUAAAGGAGGAUAUACUGUAUAGUAAAAUCACUCAUCCAUGGGUCCUAAAAGGAUAAUAAAUCCCUGAACAGUUUUGAACUUUUUAUUUCAUUUCCAUACAAAAUUUCUCUCAAACUGGAAUGUGACAGCUCAAACAAGACUAUAAUUUCUCUAUUAGGAAAAGAAAAUAAAACUUCAUACCACACAUACAAUGGUAAAGUAAAAUAAAGAGAACAUGACCAAUAAAAAAGAAAAAUGAAACAAUAUUCAUUUCACUAUAUUGCUACGUAUGAGCUGCAACUACGAUAAAUAAGGAAUACUUUUCAUAUAUAUGAAUUUCUUUUUCAUAGAAUAACAUUUAAAUACAUUUUAUACUGCAUAAUGUAUAACACUUAUAUCUGUAUAAAUUGUACUAUAAUAAGCUUACAAAUUAGUAAAAUAUGAAAAAAGCCUGGAUGGAUAAUUUUUCUUUGAUAUUGUAUCUACGCCUUUAGUUUUCAGUAAAACAAACGUGAUGUGUAUUGACAAUGUGUCAAUUUAGAAAUGAGCCAAUGGUGCUACUCAUCUGCUUCUUUAAGCAUUUUCUCUGGCCUUGAGACUUAGCUUCAUUAUUACCAGUUCCUAUGCAAUGAAAUAUAAAUUGUAGCAACCUAUUGGACAAGUAAUACAUAUCUGAUUUCAUUCUUUUUUACACUCAUUUCUUUGCCAAAGACUGCAGUUGUAAAAAUUCCUGUUCUAAUCAUACCACUGCCAAUGCAUUUUUUUCAGUUUUUAUUUUUAUAUAUAAAAGAAAUCCUCCCCGCUAUCAUUUAUUGGAACAUAUUAGAAGCAUGAUGAAUUAUGUUGAACUACUUUUUU
Penaeus chinensis is the source of this 4293-nucleotide messenger RNA. It is a transcript of the gene oaf, whose product is annotated as out at first protein-like. The coding region runs from base 96 to 896 and encodes 266 amino acids. The transcript has 6 exons. The record is from RefSeq and is a predicted model, not a curated record. NCBI's taxonomy places the organism in Eukaryota, Metazoa, Arthropoda, Malacostraca, Decapoda, Penaeidae.